This is a messenger RNA of Mustela lutreola (European mink), 1015 nucleotides long. RefSeq names its product BCL2 associated agonist of cell death (gene BAD). The transcript is spliced from 4 exons. The record is from RefSeq and is a predicted model, not a curated record. Bases 113 to 619 code for a protein of 168 amino acids. NCBI's taxonomy places the organism in Eukaryota, Metazoa, Chordata, Mammalia, Carnivora, Mustelidae. Gene Ontology annotation, biological process: apoptotic process.
GUCGGUGACAGUUCCCGUUGCCCGGGCAACUAGGGCCGGGCUCCCUCGGUACUAGAGGGAGGCGGCAGGCCCGGGUCAGGGGCCUCCUCGAGAUCGGGCUUGGGCCCAGAGCAUGUUCCAGAUCCCAGAGUUUGAGCCCAGUGAGCAGGAAGACUCCAGCCCUGCAGAUAGGGGCCUGGGCCCCAGCCCCACAGGGGAUCAACCCCCAGGCCUUGGCAAGCACCUGCAGACGGCCCCAGGCCUCCUAGGGGAAGCUGGUCACCAGCAGGGGCAGCCGGCCAGCAGCAGCCACCAUGGAGGCGCUGGGGCUGUGGAGACGCGGAGUCGCCACAGCUCGUACCCCGCGGGGACCGAGGAAGAUGAGGGGAUGGAGGAAGAAGAGCUUAGCCCUUUCCGGGGGCGCUCGCGGUCAGCGCCCCCCAACCUCUGUGCGGCACUGCGUUAUGGCCGCGAGCUCCGGAGGAUGAGCGACGAGUUCCAGGGCUCCUUCAAGGGGCUUCCUCGCCCGAAGAGCGCAGGCACAGCCACGCAGAUGCGACAGAGCCCCAGUUGGACGCGCGUCAUCCAGUCCUGGUGGGAUCGGAACUUGGGGAGAGGAGGCUCCGCCCCCUCCCAAUGACCCGUCCCACAGCCCGAACCCCCCCCCCCUUUCCCGGCGCCGCCGGCGGCCAUCUUGGGUGUGGGCGGAAGUCUUUUCCGCAGGCUUUAUGCAAGAAAGAGGAUCAGUCCUUUCCUUUUCGAAGGAGGUGAUCUGACCCAAAGCCCGAUUUCCUUCCGGUGUGUACGAAGAGCACGGAGGGGUUUGUCCUCGUCGGAAGUUUUGAAGUUUUAUCGGCUCUUAGCCGCCGGAAGUGGCCCUGUGACCCCGCCCCCGGCGAUGGGAUACCCUCAUCGUCUGCAAGUUGCAAUUCGAAGAAGUCCUGACUUCUCACCAGAACCCUUUCCUCCGCGGUGUCGCUGGGGGCCAUCGCUUGCAGCGACAUGUGCUUAAUAAAGCCCGCGUUUGUGCCGCCGA